AUGAACGAAUUUCUCGACAAUUGCCACUCGAUCGAGCCAACUAACGAUGACGUGUUCAAAGACAAAACGAGGAUAGCGGAAGUAGCUGCUGCCACAUUGUGCAGGUUGAACAGCAUAAUGAAGCAGAUGAAAGACUGGCGGGACGAUCGCAUGAAAUUGCGAUCCAACAUAUGGCGUCUGAAGCUUGCGUUACGCGUUGCUGGAAGGGAGACGGACAGCAGUGUCCACGCUGACCCAUUGAUCGAGCAACAGAAAGAGGAAAUCAAACGACUGGAGACGACCAACAGGGAAUUGAAGAAGGAGAUUGCCAAUAUUAAAUCGAGUCUGCUCUGUAAAGGGUACGUGACGCAGGAAACGGAUUGGAAAUCCGACGACAAGCUCGUGGAAGUUGAGCAGGAGUAUUUGAUGGAGAGGGAACGUUUGAACAACGAGAUCCAGUAUCUGAAAAGUCGGUUGAACGAGGUCGAGGAGGGUCAUGUACACAGUUCGGAAGUGGAACACUUAAAAUGCAAGCUGAAGCACUUCAUGAUGGUCGACUACACUAUGGAGAUUAUAUUCACCGAUAUAGUUAACAAAGUGGCCGAGACUAUAGCGAAUUUGUCCGAGGAGUUGGUGAACGUGAACGAACGUUUGCACAGAUCGCAAAUGAGGAACGACAAUCUUUACGUGGAGAUCGAUAAAUUGAAAGCUAUGCUCAGAUUCAAGAACGGCAACUUGAUGGAUUACCAGAGAAGGAUAGUCGAGCUGGACAAUGUGACGAAACGUUUGAAAACGGAAGUGAACAAGUUCAAGGUUAGUUACGAGGAGAGCUCGUGGAGCAUCGGGUCCACCAACUUGAAAAACGUGGAACGUUUCGUGAACGAUUUGAAGUGCAAGCUGAGGAACGAUCACGAGGCUCUGCUCGGCGGCGGUGAUCCCUAUUGUUUCAUGUACAUUCAGAAAAUCAUCGAGUUGCGGAUCAAUUUGCGACAAUUGCACAUCGACCUGGCAAAAUCGAUCGGCAAGGAGCAUAGAACUUCGGAGAAAUUGAUGGAGCACAACGAAUACAUGAAACAGCUUUCCAAGUUGGACUCGAUCUUGAAAGAGAUCAACAACGAGAUCGACAAGUUGAAGAGCAAUCACGUGAAAAGGCAUUAUAAAAUCGGCGAUUCCGAGGGACUCGAGUAUUUGAACAAGAUAGUGGAGCUCGAGGCGAUAAUCGAGGAGAUACAAUCGGCGAUGAACAGGUUGAAUCGUUGCUCGAAAGGGAAGUCGAACGAGUCGAAGGACAUUGAAAAAUUGGAGGAAUUCGUCGGCAGAGUGUGUCACGAGAUCAAGCAGUUGGAAGUGAUCGUGGUGUCGAGCGAUCGUUUGAGCGUGUUCAAGAGGAUCGACCAGCUCGAGGAGUCGAUCGUCCGGUUGAAGACCGAGUUGAGCAAUAAGGAGGCGCACAUGACCGACCUCGAUCAGGAAUUAGUGGACACGGACAGUAUGUUGAAGCAAAAGAUGGUGGCGUUGCAGGACGCGCGGCAAGAGAUCACGAUACUGAUACAGGAGAACAAAGUGUUGAAGGAGAAGACGAACGUGAUGGAGGAGAAGACGUCCGAGCUUCAAUGCGAACACGAGGACGUAAAGAAGGAGUUGGAACAGUUGCAAUACGUGAAACACGAGGCAAAUUUAACGAAGAAGAAAUUGCAAAAUCUUCAGGACGACAAAGAGGAGUUGUUAAACGAGAUGCAGAAAAUUCGUGACGCCUUGAACAAGAAAAACGAGGAGACGAAGAUCGUUCUUGCCGAGAAGAAUACGAUGGAGAGGGUGUUCAACGUGAAAAUCGCGGAUUUGUCGAAGAAUCUUCAGAUCAGUUCGAAGGAGAAUGAAAAAUUACAGAAUAAGGUGAACGAAUUGGAACGGAUGAAAUAUAGGCGGGAAGCGUCGAACGUCGAGAAGGAGAACGAGAGUGCGAGACGCCUCAAGGAUAUAACGGAGAAGAUGAACAACGAGAUACAGUUAUUGAAGGUAAAUUUGAAAAUUUCGAAGGAGGAUUUCAAUCAUGCGAAUCGAGAGAUCGCCGAUCUAAAAAUUAAAUUGGAACAUUUAUCCGAUGAAAAGACCAAGUUAGAAUCGAGCGUUGCUCAGUUAGAAUCGAAGAAGGAGAUACUGGUGUAUCAAUUGGGGGCCGAGAAAACGACCGCCGACGAGAGGCUGAAAGAGAUCACCAAGUUGAAAUCAGAUUACGUCGAAUUAGACGUCGAGAAGGUGAAUCUGAAAAUGGAGAAGGAACAAUUGAACGUGAAUUUCACGAAUUUGAAGGUGGAGAAGGAACAGAUAGAGAAAUCUCUAGAACUCGUUCAAAGCAAGUGUUGCACGUUCGAAAAUAAAAUUGAUAAAUACAAGUAUGAGCGCAACAAUCUGCUCGAAGAAGUGAGAAAUCUUAAGGUGACCAAGGAAACUUUAACCAUCAAAUUGGAGGAGACGAAGUCGCAAUUGGACGGAACUGGAGAUAAGAUAAGACAAUUAGAGGUUGAAAAUUCGAAACUUCAUAGCGAUCUGAACGAAUUGACUGCGAAGAAGACGAGCCUUGAACAAGCUUUUGAAACCCGUGAACAAACGCUUUUGUCGGAGAACCACGACCUCGCAACGCGCGUUAACAAAUUGGAGGGGGAAAACCAGAUGUUGAGAAAUCAAUUGAAGGAAAGUAAAACGACAAACGUCGAGUUGAUUAAACUCAAGACGGAAUAUGAUAACGUGAAAUUGGAAAAUACCACUCAAUUGGACGAGUUAAGGCAAUGUAAUGAAAUGUUGAAGGAAAUGAACAACGAGUUGAAAAUGAAACUGAAUGAAAUUCACAGCGAGUACAGAAUAUUGGAGAAUCAGUUGAAGAUCUUGGAAUUGAUGAAUAGCACGUUGAAGAAGGACAAAGAAUUAUUGGAAAAAGAAUAUAUGAACGCUCUGCAGAGAUUGAGAAUAGAGAGGAUGGAGAAGGAAGGAAUCACGUCGGGCAGCGAAUCAGUUUCCACCGAGCAAAACGAAGAAACGGAAAAGGGGAAAUUUGAGAAACGGCCGAAAAAGGAAAAGGUACCGGAGAAAGAAGUAAUAAAGAAAUUGAUAAUGGAAAAUGAAUCGUUGAAAUUCGAGAUAUUGAAUUUGAGGAGUCAAAACUACGAAAUUAAAACGCAAUUGAAUCAAACGAAGGAAGAGAUUCAAAGGCAAAAGUCGAAUGCCGUGGAGAAAAAGACGAAUGAAACGACGAUUAAACCUAUCUCGAAUAAAUUGGAGAUCGUGAAUCUUUAUUACAAAGAGAUUAACAGUUAUUCGUCUCGUGGUUUGAGGAAUACAGAGGCGGUAACGCACAUAGACCAAUCGAGUUUAUGCCUGUAUGAAGGUAUGAAUCGUGGGUCGGACAUAGACAUCGAAAAAUUACUGGAAAUAAUGAACAAAUUGAAAGUGGAGAACAUUGCCUUGAGAAUGGAAGUGAACUCUUUGAGAUGCAACUUGAUUAUUAAUUUCUCUGAAGACGAGAAGAAGAAGAAAGAGCUACGGAUAGCCACGGACGAGAUUCAAGCAUUGAAAUCGGAAUUGAAGAAACUGAGGGACGAAAGAGAAUCGUUGCGAGUUAAAUUCAAUACGACUAAUGCGAAAUUGGAUCUGUUAGAAUCUGAGAAAGCUGCUUUGAAGAAUGAACUGUAUACUAUAAGGAACAUUAAUUCGGAUUUCAAACAAAAGAUAAGCGAUUUACACAGCACUUAUCAAAAAUCGAAGGAGAAGAAUUUAGUAUUCGAAAAUUGUAUCGUGAAAGCAAUUAAAAAGAUAGAGAAAUAUACUUUAUGCGAUCACAUGCAAAUCAAAGGUAAUAACGAAUUGAAGGUACUUUUGAAGAAAUACAUAUCAAACGAAGAAAUUUUGCAAUCGAUUGAACAAAGAAUAGAUAUAGAAACGACAUGA
Apis mellifera (honey bee) is the source of this 3921-nucleotide messenger RNA. RefSeq names its product centromere protein F. The transcript has a single exon. Bases 1 to 3921 code for a protein of 1306 amino acids. NCBI's taxonomy places the organism in Eukaryota, Metazoa, Arthropoda, Insecta, Hymenoptera, Apidae. The record is from RefSeq and is a predicted model, not a curated record.